Messenger RNA from Fonsecaea erecta, 3192 nucleotides. RefSeq lists its product as hypothetical. The record is from RefSeq and is a predicted model, not a curated record. The transcript is spliced from 8 exons. Gene Ontology annotation, biological process: DNA-templated transcription; L-tyrosine catabolic process; L-phenylalanine catabolic process. NCBI's taxonomy places the organism in Eukaryota, Fungi, Ascomycota, Eurotiomycetes, Chaetothyriales, Herpotrichiellaceae. Gene Ontology annotation, molecular function: DNA binding; zinc ion binding; fumarylacetoacetase activity. The coding region runs from base 1 to 3192 and encodes 1063 amino acids.
AUGGUGCUCAAGUCGUGGCUGGAUGUGCCUGAGGAUCAUGACUUUUCUAUCGAGAAUCUCCCUUUUGGCAUCUUUUCAACAGCCGACAAUGUGACGCCUCGACCUGGCAUCGCCAUUGGGAGAUUUAUCGUCGAUCUGUCAGCGCUGGUCGAGACAGAGGCAUUCUCAAUGUACUGCACCUGUCAAUUCCCAUAUUCGGUGUUAAAGGAGAGUGCCUUAAAUUCUUUCGCGGCGCUUGGUCGCGAAACAGUCAACGCGGUGCGGAUGUUCGUCAAGUAUCUCCUUGUGGAAAUGACCCCAAUCAUGAGGGACAACAAAGAGUUGCGGCAGAAAUGCAUUAUCGACACUGCUGCGGUCAUGGUCGAGAUGCAUUUGCCCAUGAAGAUUGGGGAUUUCAGCGACUUUUUAAAUUCUCGAACGCAUGCAAAAAACACCCAUUCAACAAGCAGCACGCCAGUAAACAUGUUCAAUCCCCCUCGUGCGUUCACUGGGCGUGCGUCCAGUCUUGUGGUUUCGGGAACGCCCAUUGUGCGACCGCUGGGACAUUUGAUCGACUCGAGUGGUAAAGCAUACGUCGGACCGUCACAACAGAUGGACGUCGAGAUGGAGUUUGCUUUCUUCAUCGGGGAAGGAAUCAAACGCUUUGAACGGGUGUCGAUCGAGGAGGCUGAGAAGCACAUAUUUGGUGUGGUGCUUCUCAACGACUGGUCAACCCGUGAUGUCCAAGCACCUGAGGACCACCCUUUUGCUGCCUUCAACGCCAAAUCCUUCGCCUCGACCAUCAGUCCUUGGGUCGUGUCGAUUGACGCCCUGGAGGCCUACCGCACAAAGGCCCAGCCUCAAGAGCCCUCAGAUCUCUUGCCGUACCUGACCGACAAAAAGGAACUCGGGACCUUUGACAUCUCCAUCCACAUGGAGUGGAGGCUGUCCCCCGAGGAAGAAGUGUUCGCCACAGCCACCAGCAACCUGACCAAUGCGUACUGGAGCUUUGCGCAGAUGCUGACACACCAUGCGUUUGGAGGCUGCGAAAUGAGAACAGGAGACUUGCUUGGAACGGGUACAAUUACUGGAGAGGCAAAUUCCGGAAUCAAUCAGCUCUCUGGUCGAGCGUACACGGAAUGGAACACAGGAAAUCCAGACGCCUGCGGGAAACAAGAGAUUAGUGCCUGUCGGCUCGACCAGGGACCUCCAUGCUACGCCUGCCGUCUGUACGCCCGAGAAUGUAUCAUCAGCGAGAGGCCGCCGCGGAAGAGGCAGAAGUCGACGAGUGAAGCGGGGAGAGCCGCUGCCAGCUCCGCCACCGCUCACGACACGGGUGUCGCCCGACCGCCACACACCGAUGUGCCUAGAUCAUCGAACUGGACGCAGGGAGCCCAGGCUGCAGUAUCUGCCAACAAUGACGUGGAUCUCGCCGUCUUCUCCCCGCAGUCUAAUGGAAGCUCCCAGCAGAUGUCGCCCACGCAUGGGGGAGGCUCCGUGACUUCGCAGGUUUCGGUGGAAUCAGGUCGGCCGACGACAAGACAGGCCGUGGUGGGACGGGAACACGAUGUGCUGACCGAGUCAUUGGACGCAUGGCCGACCAAAACCACCUUCCUCCUCGGAGACACAGGCGAGUCGGACCCCUACCUGCUCCGGCACUUUUCGUCCGAAUAUCUCGACUCGUCGGUGGAUGACAUUGCCAAGGCGACACCGCGACAUAUGCUCCGUGCCUCAGACCCCGACGUCAUGCACAGUCAAGGAAAGCCCUUGGUGGUGUUGAUCGCCGACCAUUCGCUCUACGACCGAGGAGAACCGCGGCUGGACCAGCACGUCCUCGACCAAGCGGCUGACGAAGUCUCCCAGAUGGUCUCGGACGAGACGGGCGUGCGACUGGUCAAACUCUUCUUCCGAUACAUCUACCCGUAUUUCCCCAUCUUGUCCAAGACACGCCUUCUGUACCCGCUGGCCGAACUGCCCGCGCGACUCAAAACCCUCCCACUCUCCCUCAAAGCGGCCAUCUACGCAUCUGCUCUGGCCUUCUUCACCUACGACGACGUGCUCGCAACCACGAUCGUCCAUUCACCCCCAUCGAGCCAGCGAUUGUACCGCAUCGCCUGGGUCGCCGUGACGCACGAAGUGCACACGCCUCACCUGUCCACUUUACAGUCGUGCCUCCUGCUUCUCCAGCGCGUCAAUGACGAUCGGUACGUGAUGGACACGGUAUUCCGGUGGAGUUUGCUCGGCUGGACCGUGGCCCUGGCGCAGAGCUUUGGCUUGUCUACCGACUGCCAGGACUGGACGGGGCUUCCCGAGUGGGAAAAGAGGCUGCGCCGGCGUCUGUGGUGGGCGACAUUCGUCAUGGACAAAUGGGCCUUCAUGUCGGCCGGGCUGACGAGCCACAUCCACGACGACAAUUACGACGUCGCGCCUCUGACGGCGGCCGACUUUAUCUAUUCAGACGAGACAGAUCCAUCUCGACAACCGCAGCACGGCGGUGGUCCCGAGGGGAUCGAACCUCCCCUGUCCCACUUUUACCAUCUGACCCGCCUGACCGCGAUUCUCAGCGACAUCCAGACGGCAUUCUUCACCGUCGCCGCCUCCAAACGCACGGAACGCGACUUUCGGCUGUCGAUCGACCUCGCUAAACCCAUCCGGCGGCGCCUCAAAGAAUGGAAGACGGCCUUCGACAGCUAUCUCGACACCCGCAACCUCCCCAGCCACCAAAGUAAUUCCACCGCCACGCGUUCCCGCUCGUCCGGUCUCGACGGCGACGCAUCCCUGGGCCUCUCCUACCUCGUGACCAACAUCAUCCUGUUCCGCGCGCUCCUGCGGCCCUUGGAAUCCAACCUCCCCUCGUCGUCGUCCUCCUCCUCCUCGUCGGAAGCCGGGCGCGACGCGGUCCGCACCGGCGCCCGGACAUGCUGCGUCGAGGCGGUCGCGUUCGUCGAGUCGCUGCGCCGCAACGUGUGGGACGCCUUCUGGCACUCGUGGUCGCGCGCGGGUUUCGCCAUGCUCUCGUCCAUGAUGAUCCGGCUGCUGAUCACGAGCACGGACGCCGGCGAGGUCGACGACGUCAACGCCCUUAUCCGCCGGUGGCGCUGGGCGCUGCGCACGGGCGGGGGCAGCGCGGGGAACGUCCUGAUGAGUCUGGCGCUCCUGAGGCUCGAUCGGUCGUUGGUCACGCGGGGGAUUCACGAGAGCGACGAGGAGUGA